UCCCGCUCUCCCCAUGACUAGAACAACCAAUUCUAAUACCUUGUGUGAUACUGCUGUUAAAACCUGCUCUCAGGUGAGGGAGAGAAAGAGACAGAGAGACAGAGAUAGAGAUAGAGAUGGGAGGGAUUCUUGCUUACGUUCUCAUCUUUCUUGUAAGUGUAGUGGCUUAUAUCAUUAAGAAAAGAAACAACAAAGAACCCUACACAGGAAUUAAGCUCCCACCAGGUUCGUUGGGAUGGCCUUACAUAGGAGAGACUCUUCAACUCUACUCUCAAGACCCAAAUGUGUUCUUUGCUUCCAAACAAAAAAGGUAUGGAGAAAUAUUCAAGACCCAUAUUCUUGGUUGCCCUAGUGUUAUGCUGGCUAGCCCUGAGGCAGCUCGGUUUGUGCUUGUGACUCAAGCUCAUUUGUUCAAGCCAACAUAUCCCAAAAGCAAGGAACAUUUGAUCGGUCCAUCAGCUCUUUUUUUUCAUCAAGGAGAUUACCAUGUCCGUCUAAGGAAGUUGGUUCAGGGAUCCUUGUCUCUGGAUGCAAUUCGAAAUUUGGUUGCUGAUAUUUCAGCUACAGCAGCCUCUACCUUAGACUCAUGGGAUGGUGGACAUGUCCUUAACACCUUCCAAGAAAUGAAAAAGUUUUCUUUUGAGGUAGGAAUACUAGCAAUUUUUGGCAAUUUGGAAGCCCAUUAUAGAGAAGAAUUGAAAAGGAACUACAGAAUUGUGGAUAAAGGCUAUAAUUCCUUUCCAACAAGCCUCCCGGGAACUCCUUUCAAGAAGGCAGUGCUGGCAAGAAAGAGGUUAAGCAAGAUUCUUGGUGAUAUUAUUUGUGAAAGAAAAGAGAAGAGGUUGCUUGAAAAGGAUCUCUUGGGUUGUCUAUUGAACUCAAAAGAUGAGAAAGGAGAAGUCUUAACCGAUGAUCAAAUCGCGGAUAACAUUAUCGGAGUGCUCUUUGCUGCUCAAGACACCACAGCUACUGCCAUGACAUGGAUUGUCAAGUAUCUCCAUGACAACCAGAAAAUUCUAGAGGCUGUAAAGGCCGAACAGAAUGCAAUCCGCAAACUGAACGAUGAGGAAAAUCAACCAUUGAGUUGGAGUCAAACUAGGAGCAUGCCAUUAACCCACAAGGUUGUGCUGGAGAGCUUGAGAAUGGCAAGCAUUAUAUCUUUUACAUUUAGGGAAGCAGUGGCUGAUGUCGAAUACAAGGGGUACUUGAUUCCGAAAGGUUGGAAGGUGAUGCCUUUGUUCAGGAACAUUCAUCACAAUCCAGAAUAUUUCAGUGAUCCUCAGAAAUUUGAUCCUACAAGAUUUGAGGUUGCACCAAAACCCAAUACAUAUAUGCCAUUUGGUAGUGGACAACAUGCCUGUCCAGGCAAUGAACUUGCCAAGUUGGAGAUUCUUGUUAUGAUCCACCAUUUGCUCACCAAGUUCAGAUGGAAAGUGGUGGGAUCUCAAAGUGGGAUUCAGUAUGGCCCAUUCCCUGUGCCAUUGCAUGGACUUCCAGCCAGAUUUUGGAAAGAAUCUACCAGCUAGGAGUGGUGCUCUUUCAUAAGUUGGGAUGCCAUUUGUCUCCAAAUUCACUUGUUAUUUUAACAAAUAGUAUUGUAUUCCUUUUUAGCCAAGUAUUUCUUAUUUUUGCUCCUAAUUAGCAGUAGGGUCUAAGCCAUAUCCUCUCCCAAGGCCCAUCUGGGGAUUGUAAGAGAUUCCUAUUUUUCUUAUCAAAUCCCAUCUCUUAUAAUUCUCAUUCU
Molecule: messenger RNA, 1741 nt
Organism: Populus trichocarpa (black cottonwood)
Lineage: Eukaryota; Viridiplantae; Streptophyta; Magnoliopsida; Malpighiales; Salicaceae
Product: abscisic acid 8'-hydroxylase CYP707A1
Exons: 9
Coding region: 117-1526 (469 amino acids)
Biological process (GO): sterol metabolic process
Molecular function (GO): (+)-abscisic acid 8'-hydroxylase activity; heme binding; iron ion binding
Source: RefSeq, a predicted model, not a curated record